AUGGAUGCCGCUGCUCCCGUGUGCUGCACGAUGCUGGAACCGGAUGACGUGCGGUCGGCAAAAUUCUGGCGCUGGUGUAAGGAAAAUCCAUACUUUGUGCCCUUGUGUUCAGGCGCAUUUGCUGGAGUUGCAUCGGAAACGCUGCUUUUCCCGUUGGACUGUCUCAAGACGCGAUUGCAAAGUCGUCAUGGUUUCAUAGCGUCCGGUGGGUUCCGAAGCAUUUACCGUGGCGUCUUCGUAGCCGUUGGUGCUGCGGCGCCUGCGUCGGCAAUUUUCUUCUCCACAUACGAGACGACCAAAAAUUGUUUGAUGCCAUACGACCGGACCAACUCCGUGCUGGCUUACUGCGGUAUUGGUCUUGUGGCAUCAAUUCUUGGGGAGUUGGCUGCUGGGGUGUGGCGCGUGCCAGUCGACCUUGUCAAACAGCGGCAGCAAGCCGGUGGUGGACAAAGGUUAAGUUCGGUUUUCCAGGGCGUGCGCAGCACACAGACAUCGAUUUUCGUUGCCUCGCUUCAGGCAUCGCUGAUGCGAGACGUGACACAUAGCAGCCUGCAGUUUCCAAUGUACGAAUAUUUGAAGCUGGUUUCUGCCAAUUUGCAUGGCGUCUCGAAAGAUGCCCUGCCAACAUGGCAGGCGGCAUCUUGUGGGACCGUUGCUGGAGUGGUGUCUGCCUUCCUUUCGACACCCUUGGAUGUGCUUCGCACACGGCUAAACCUGCGGGAGGACCAAUGCACUGGUGCUGCGAAAAAGAAAGCGACGCAUUUGGUCCAGGAGGAGGCUAUGAUGGUCUACAGCGAGCGCGGUUUUAGAGGCUUCUUUGCCGGAUGUACUUGCAGAGCAGCGUGGAUGGGGCUUGGUGGCUUCAUCUUUCUGGGAAGCUUUGAACUUGCAAAGAAGAACCUUGUUUCUACCGAGAAUGACUCGGUGCAGCCGCAGGUCCCGGCCGUGGUUACACCGACGCUAGCACCCAAAGCCGAGCUCACGACGGCUCCUGGGCAUCGGCAACUGGGUUUGGAACCACCGGCACUGGUGUCCUUUUCUUCUGGGCUGUUGGCAGGGGUUGCUGUUGAUGUGCCUUUGCAUCCUCUGGACACGCUCAAGACACGAAUGCAGUCCACUGACGGGUUCUGGGCUUCGGGUGGCUAUCGCAACUUGUGGAGCGGGCUGAGUGCAGUUCUGGUGGUUUCGAUUCCUGGAAGUGCGCUUUUCUUUGUGAUCUAUGAAUCUGCCAGACACUUUGUGGAGCGUCGAAUUCCAGCGGCUCUUCACGAUAAUACUUUGGCAAUAGCCCGCGAUGCCGUUGCUGCCUCUGUCGCCGAUGUAAGCGCCUGCAUUGUAAGAGUGCCUUGCGAAGUGCUGAAGCAACGAAUGCAAGCUUUGGGGCCGAAUGGCGUUUCUUUGAGUUUCUCCCAGACCGUCUCCUGUGUUCACGCGGAAGGAUUGCGUGGAUUCUACGCAGGGUUUGGAGCCACGGCUAUGCGUGAAGUGCCUUUCGCGCUCAUCCAAAUGCCGCUCUUUGAGGAGCUGAAGCACCACCACCCAUGGGCAUGCAAGUCUCAACAAGACGGCAGCACCUACAGACAAGGUCUGAUUGGCAUGCAUUGCGGCUCGGUGGCUGGCGGAUUUGCUGGUGUGGCCACCACUCCGCUGGACGCAGCAAAAACGCGAAUCAUGCUAACAGAAGAUCCUCGACGUCGACUGGGUCUUUGGUGUACGAUGCGGGCUAUUUGCCAGGAGAGCGGAAUGUCGGGCCUUUUUCGUGGAGCAAUGCCAAGGGCUUUGCACUCAGGCUUGGGUGGCGCUCUUUGGCUUGGCGCCUUUGAAUGGUCGAAGCUGCUUCUUUGGGUCUAA
Messenger RNA from Symbiodinium natans, 1851 nucleotides. The record is from the annotation of a GenBank genome assembly. Lineage: Eukaryota; Dinophyceae; Suessiales; Symbiodiniaceae.